GACCGCGAGAUCGUGACCUGGCUGAAGUCGGACGCUCAACCGACUGCGCCACCCAGGCGCCCCGUGUCUGAAAUGAUUUCAAAACGAAAAGGAAAGAGAUAAGGGGAUUGAAGGAGCAUCUUCACAAGCAGUGGGGAACACUUUCCAUUCUAGAGGCCAGGCGUGAAGGGAGGCGUGCUCAGAGGACAGAGGUUUGCAGACUAGAACCUUCAGUUCAGACCCAGCCUCACCCUCAAGUGACAUCACAAAGCCUCAGACGCCCCCGCCCACCACCCAGAAGUUUUAUCAAUUAAGCCAUCAGCGCAGGACUAUAUUUGCACUGGAAGCUGUUGUCCAACCUGGCCAAGCACACUUCUCCUCUCCCUGUUCAGUUAUGUCCGAGAAAAAUGGCGCCAUGCAAGCAACAGGGUGGACAGACGUGUGACUGCAGCUCCUCACCCACUCUGAGGAUAUAACAAAGAGCCGUCUGGUUCUCCUGGUGCAUAGUCGUUGGGGGAGUCUGCUCAUACCACUUAGCUCAGCCCUCUCGGAGAACCCUAUGUCUUCCUCACAACUCCCAGCCUUCCUGUGGGACAAGAGCACACUCACCACCGCCAUAUCUGACCCUGCUCACCUAGUAAAGGUUCUCUUCUUCUUUGCACUCCUGAUGACCCUAGUCACUCUACUCAUCCUGGUCUGGAAGGUAACCAAAGACCGAGGCAACAAGAAGAGAGAGCCAGACCCGAGAAAGGAAGAUACUCUGCUGGCGUGAAGGUGGACAGUCACUGCCAAGGACUCCAUUGAGGGGAAGACUGGAGGCUCAGGAGGCAGCGCCAUCCUGGAGCCAGAACCUGAGGAGGAAGAGCUGCUUUGCGGGGGAGGUCCCCCGGGGAGGGGGGGGUCCCCCAGGGCCUCCCCCCUCCUCCACCACCACUUAUGUAAUUCACACUCAUCUUGCUGUUCUCUGGCUCAUCCAGGCUGCCAGGUUUGAAUGUCUUCUCUCUGUGGAUCUUCUAGACUGAAAUUAUAAAUGGCUCUUGAUUUCUGCAUUAACCGAGGAAAAAACAAACAAACACGUGGAGAAUUAAAAAUUGAUUACAAAGCCCACAUCUUCCUUUCUAAAUUGGGCAUGUGUUGACUCUGGGAUAUUGAAAUUAUUGGGAGCUCACAGCAUCUCUGACUAUAUAAUGAAGCUAUACCAGAAGCUCGGUUCCAGAAGAUCCUUGAAAUAGAACAGCUCACCUACUCCAAAUUCUAGGUAAAAUGCUCCCUCCUCUUCACCUAAUUCUAAGAAU
This is a messenger RNA of Prionailurus viverrinus (fishing cat), 1274 nucleotides long. It is a transcript of the gene SMIM42, whose product is annotated as small integral membrane protein 42. The transcript has a single exon. Bases 539 to 751 code for a protein of 70 amino acids. NCBI's taxonomy places the organism in Eukaryota, Metazoa, Chordata, Mammalia, Carnivora, Felidae. The record is from RefSeq and is a predicted model, not a curated record.